Nannospalax galili (Upper Galilee mountains blind mole rat) is the source of this 654-nucleotide messenger RNA. RefSeq names its product copper metabolism domain containing 1 (gene Commd1). Lineage: Eukaryota; Metazoa; Chordata; Mammalia; Rodentia; Spalacidae. Gene Ontology annotation, biological process: negative regulation of protein localization to cell surface; copper ion homeostasis; positive regulation of protein ubiquitination. Gene Ontology annotation, cellular component: endosome. The coding region runs from base 42 to 608 and encodes 188 amino acids. The transcript has 3 exons. The record is from RefSeq and is a predicted model, not a curated record.
CGAAGCUGCAACAGCUGCCGAGGGCGGGACCACCACAGGCAAUGGCGGGCGAGGUGGAGAGCAGCAAGGCCCUGAGCGGGCUGCUGAACGGCCUAGCGCAGAACGCCUUCCAUGGGCACUCGGGCAUCACAGAGGAGCUUCUGCGCAGCCAGCUCUAUCCGGAGGUGCCAGCAGAGGAGUUCCGCCCCUUCCUGGCGAAGAUGAGGGGGAUUCUUAAGUCUGUUGCAUCUGCAGACAUGGAUUUCAAUCAGUUGGAGGCAUUCUUGACUGCUCAGACCAAGAAGCAAGGUGGGAUCACAGGUGAACAAGCUGCAGUCAUCUCCAAGUUUUGGAAGAGCCAUAAGAUAAAGAUCAGAGAGAGCCUUGUGAGCCAGAGCCGUUGGGACAAUGGAUUUCGGGGUCUGAGCUGGAGAGUUGAUGCCAAGUCUCAGUCAAGGCACUCAGCUCAAAUACACACCCCUGUUGCCAUAAUAGAGCUGGAGUUUGGGAAAAGUGGACAGGAAUCUGAAUUUCUUUGUCUGGAAUUUGAUGAGGUUAAGGUCAACCAAAUCCUGAAGAAGCUGUCGGAGGUAGAAGACAGUAUCAGCACGCUGAUGCAAGCAGCCUAAGUGAAGCUGAUGCGAAAGUGUUGGAAUAAAGGUGUUCAUUAUCCCC